AUGCUUAUGCAUCACAUGUUCGUAAAAAAGGCUGGACCCCAAGGACUUCUUGAAAGGCAAGAAGACUUGCCAUAUUACAGGAUCAGAUUUGCUAGACUUACGGGUUUUGGAUUAAAAUUCUAUGAUGAGACCUCAAAUACUUACUUACGUGUGAAAUACUAG
Messenger RNA from Plasmopara halstedii, 162 nucleotides. RefSeq lists its product as uncharacterized. The transcript is spliced from 2 exons. Bases 1 to 162 code for a protein of 53 amino acids. The record is from RefSeq and is a predicted model, not a curated record. Lineage: Eukaryota; Oomycota; Peronosporomycetes; Peronosporales; Peronosporaceae.